AUGGCUCUCAACGGGCGACCAAAGGUGGCGUGGACGGAAGCAACACCGUACCUCAUCUUCUGUACAGUGGCAUUUGCGUUUGGCGACCUUCUCUUCGGCAUCGACACAGGAUCGUUCGGUUCCAUCCAAGCUCUCCCUGCGUUCCUCUCGGAAUUCGCACCGGAAGUGAAAGGCGACCAUGCGUUCACCACCGUGCAAAAGUCGACCAUGAACUCGGUGGUUUGGCCUGGAAAGAUAUUUGGUACCUUUAUGUUUGCGCCUCUUGCAGAACGCCUGGGUUACAAGAAGACAAUGUACAUUGUCGCUGUGGUCCAGUGCCUCGGCCUCAUUGUCCAGAUGACGGCCAAGGACUGGCAGGUGUUCACGGGCGGCCGCGUCAUUGCCUAUGCUGCCGUCGGCUUGGCUGAAAACGCCGCACCUGCAUACAUUGCAGAGAUCAGCCCAGCGGGUAUGCGCGGCUUCUUUGGCGGCGCCAUUGUCGUCAUCGUCUCCGUCGGUAACCUCUGGGGUGCCCUCAUGGGUCGGGCAUAUGCCACAGAGACUAGGAAACUCGGAUGGCUCAUUCCUGUCGGGGUCCAGUUCAUCCCAGCCGUCUUGAUUCUCGUCCUUGUGCCAUUCUGUAUUGAAUCGCCGCGUUGGCUCGUCGCAAAGGACCGCAGCGAGGAGGCCACUCGUGCGCUGGACAAGAUUCGUCCUCGUGGAGACGUGCUCAGCGGCCGUACCCUCGCCGAGACCGAAGCGCUGGACGAGGCAAUCAAGCAGGAACUUUCGAUGGACAAGGGGAGGUGGGCCGACCUGUUCCGCAUCAAAGGGGGCGGCUUAAGGCGAACAAUGGUGGCAUGUUGGAUAUUCUUCUUUCAGCAGUCUGGCGGAACUCAGCUCAUCAAUCUCUAUGGACCCACAUUCUUCAAGCUCUAUGGCCUUGGGGCAAUGUCGUUCACGUACACCACAAUGCUCACGGCUCUGGGCAUCGUCGGUGCCAUGAUCGGCGUCCUCUUGUGCGAUGUGGUCGGACGUCGUCCUCUGCUCAUUGUGGGGUUGGCUCUUGCAGCCAUCUUCAACGGCGUUGUUGGGGGCCUCGGCACCAAGGGAAGCCUAAACUCGAGCCAGAUCCACACCAUGGUCGCGAGCUUUGUGUUUGUCAUUGUCGGAAACAAGAUGGGCGUCAAUGUCCUGUGCUACCUGAUCGCGUCCGAACUGGGAGGCCACCUGCGAAAGAAGACCAUGGCCCUGGCCACCAGCUUCGAUGUCCUCUCCGCGUUUGUCGUGUCCUUUACUGUCCCGUACCUCAUUGGCAAGCCGGGUGCCAACUUGGCCGCCAAAGUCGGUUUCAUCUUCAUGGGAAUCUGUAUCGCGGGAUUCUUGUUCAGUCUCGCUUUUGUUCCAGAGCUCGCAGGACGCAGUCUGGAAGAAGUCGACGAGCUAUUCGGACAAAACUUGUGGGCAUGGCAGUUUAAGAAUGCCAAAACCACUGGCGUUGGUGCUCGUAUCGCACAGCUUGAAAGCGGCGCCCCAGUGGGUGACCGCAAGAUCGGGGACGAGGACGAGGAGGCGGCCACGACCGUUUAG
Molecule: messenger RNA, 1569 nt
Organism: Apiotrichum porosum
Lineage: Eukaryota; Fungi; Basidiomycota; Tremellomycetes; Trichosporonales; Trichosporonaceae
Exons: 6
Coding region: 1-1569 (522 amino acids)
Biological process (GO): transmembrane transport; carbohydrate transport
Cellular component (GO): membrane
Molecular function (GO): carbohydrate:proton symporter activity
Source: RefSeq, a predicted model, not a curated record